Messenger RNA from Dama dama (fallow deer), 1257 nucleotides. RefSeq names its product mitochondrial ribosomal protein S17 (gene MRPS17). Gene Ontology annotation, molecular function: structural constituent of ribosome. The transcript is spliced from 3 exons. The coding region runs from base 705 to 1097 and encodes 130 amino acids. Lineage: Eukaryota; Metazoa; Chordata; Mammalia; Artiodactyla; Cervidae. The record is from RefSeq and is a predicted model, not a curated record. Gene Ontology annotation, cellular component: mitochondrial small ribosomal subunit; ribosome. Gene Ontology annotation, biological process: mitochondrial translation.
GAGCCUGGUAUAUUCCCAGACUUUCUUCUAUCUGAGAAGGCAGCAGCAGUAGCCUGCUCAUGGCCCAUCUAAGAUGUUCCUAACUGGCACACAUAUAUAUGUACCCAUAUCAGACUUCUCUCCAUCUCACAAUAUUGAGAAUUAACAUCUAAAGUCAUACCAGACAUAAAGAUCUACAGAAGUUUAUCUUAAAUGCAACUGCUGGGGGUGGAAAUGCUUAAGCAUUUCAGUCUCAGCGUUUGGCAGCCUCUAAUGUUUCAAUGUUUGAUGAAUGAAGCUCCUUUUAUUUGGAAGGCCUUGUCCGAUGUCUGGGAGCUCAACAAAAGCAGAGAGAAACUAAGUGGAAUAGGUAAAGUAAAGGCCAAGUCCCCCACGCACCGGACCAGGUACGGGUGCAAAAAGCAGACAUCAAGGUCUUCAGCGGAGCCACAGCCCGCGGCUGCAAUUAAACGGGAGUGGGUGGAGCCCUGUCUUUAACCCCGCCCACGACUGAGAGGACUCGCAGCCAAUGAAUGGGCGGUCUGGGGCGGAGCGACCUGCGUACGACGUGACGCCAUCACGCUCCGCUCGGCGCUCUGCCGGGCGUACGCCGAAACUGUGGAGCUCUGAGGUGACCGCCGGCCGCGCGCCGUCGCGGAAGUGGGUUGUUUUCGGGUCCCGAGUUGCUGCAGCGUGGGAGCCCUUUAGGUAACCAAAGCCACAUCAUGUCCGUAGUUCGUUCAUCCGUCCAUGCCAAAUGGGUCGUGGGCAAGGUGAUUGGGACAGCCAUGCAAAAAACUGCUAAAGUGAGAGUGACCAGACUUGUUCUGGAUCCCUAUUUAUUAAAGUAUUUUAAUAAGCGAAAAACCUACUUUGCCCAUGAUGCUCUCCAGCAGUGCACCGUUGGGGAUAUUGUGCUUCUCAAAGCGCUCCCUGUCCCGAGAACAAAGCACGUGAAGCAUGAACUGGCUGAGAUCGUUUUCAAAGUUGGACAAGUCGUAGAUCCAGUGACCGGAAAGCGCUGUGCAGGAACCACCUACCUGGAGAGCCCAGUUGAUCUGGAGACCACCCCCCUAGCCAAAAACCUGGGAGAACUCAAUCUCUCCACAACACAGUGAAGGAGGAUCGGAAAACAGAGCCAAAAGGGAAUUUCUAAGUUUACUCUAUGGAAGAGUUUUUCUCAGUUUCCUCACAAACCGUCCAGUUUCUCGUCUGGUAUUUAUGAAAUCACUAAAAAUAAAUGAAGUAAAGUCUUUGUUAUAAUUUUUCAUAAAGGUU